CUUCUGCUGUGGAGAGAAAUGAAACCUCUGAAAAGGCUGAAAUGCAGUCGUCUUGUGUAAAAGAUCUGAGACAGCAGGCGGGAACCUUUGGGAAGCAAUGCUGGGGGGGAGUGCCAGAGACUUCGUUGAGCAUAAAUCAGUAGCCCGAGUAAUUUCUCUGAACCAAUCAGAUUAGACAUUGCAAAAGGGGUUUCCACUGUUUUCUUCCGGGACGCUGCUGUCAACCGAAAAAUGGCUUCUCUUGACAGAGUAAAAGUAUUAGUUUUAGGAGAUUCCGGGGUGGGCAAAUCAUCCUUGGUCCAUCUUCUAUGUCAGAAUCAGGUGUUAGGAAAUCCAUCAUGGACUGUUGGUUGCUCUGUGGAUGUACGGGUUCAGGACUAUAAGGAGGGAACCCCAGAGGAGAAAACCUACUACAUUGAACUCUGGGAUGUUGGAGGAUCUGUGGGCAGUGCCAGCAGUGUCAAAAGCACCAGAGCGGUCUUCUACAAUUCAGUUAAUGGAAUUAUAUUGGUACAUGAUUUGACAAAUAAGAAAUCCUCUCAGAAUGUUUACCGCUGGUCACUAGAAGCUUUGAACAAGGAUUCCUCUCCAACAGGAGUUAUUGUCUCAAAUGGUGACUAUGAUAGAGAGCAGUUUGCUGAGAACCCCGUGCCUUUGCUGCUAAUUGGCACCAAGUUUGACCAGAUCCCAGAGAACAAACGCAAUGAAGUUCUCAACCGAACAGCCUUCCUCUCUGAAGACUUCAAUGCAGAGGAGAUCAAUCUCGACUGCACCAACCCACGAUAUCUUGCUGCAGGUACAUCAAAUGCAGUGAAGCUUAGCAGGUUUUUUGACAAGGUAAUAGAGAAGAGAUAUUUCACAAGAGAUCCAAGUCAGAUGACGGGUUUCACGGACAGAAAACGCUUCAACUUCAAAAGUUUGCACUAUGACUGACAAGGCCUGAAUGCUACAGCUGCGGUCUAGGUUUAAUCAUAGUGCAUGUGGGCUUUUACACCACAACCAUCACACUCACUGAAACACUUUCUGUAUCUGUACUCCCUUUGCCCACCACUGUUAAACUGCCAUUUCUCCCAUAUGCUAUUCAGUCUAAAAGAAUUUUCAUCCGAACACACAAAAAAGUAGAAUUUUUAAAUGACUUAAAUGUAAAUAUUUACAUGGUUGACAAAACAUCACACAUGAGUUUUGCAAAAAGGAAAUGAAGCUUAUUUCAGAAAUGAAGGGACAUGCUGUAGCACGAUGAUGUGAAAGGACAUAGGCACAUGUUAUAAAUGUACAGUGAGAUUUUGUGUUAAACUACUCAAUUUCCACAAUUCUUUAAUGCCAGAUUUUUUCAGUACAAGGAAAUGUGCUGUUUUUUCCCCAUUUCUGUAUGAACAUUCACAUAUACCAGCUUCAUUAAUUCCUUUUUCAAACUAAAACCAGUUUAUUAAGCCGUGUUAUUUAAUAAGCAGAAAGGGCAAUAUUCACAGCCUCUUAAUAGUGGCUUAUGCAACAUUCCCCUUAUCUCUGCAUGAUUUUGUUAAUCCAGGGAAGAAAGAAAUUUAUUUUAGUGAAGACAUGAGGAUACUUGGGAUUAUUACAAUCAUCUUUGAAAGUAAAAGCUGUUAUACCAUGAGGCUUGUUGUUGCAGAUGAGUGGUCCGCCAGAAUCACCCUAGGAAAAAGGCAACAAAUAGACUUGAUUGAGUAGUCUGUGGAAAGAUGAUAAUUGUUUUUCAUAAAUAAAAGAAAAUAGUUUGUGAA
This is a messenger RNA of Xiphias gladius (swordfish), 1742 nucleotides long. RefSeq names its product RAB, member of RAS oncogene family-like 3 (gene rabl3). Gene Ontology annotation, cellular component: endomembrane system. The coding region runs from base 232 to 933 and encodes 233 amino acids. Gene Ontology annotation, biological process: intracellular protein transport. Gene Ontology annotation, molecular function: GTPase activity. The transcript has 9 exons. Lineage: Eukaryota; Metazoa; Chordata; Actinopteri; Istiophoriformes; Xiphiidae. The record is from RefSeq and is a predicted model, not a curated record.